Messenger RNA from Urocitellus parryii (Arctic ground squirrel), 2880 nucleotides. The record is from RefSeq and is a predicted model, not a curated record. Lineage: Eukaryota; Metazoa; Chordata; Mammalia; Rodentia; Sciuridae.
AUGAUCCAAUCGCCUCUCCCCAAAGGUUCUACGUCUGAACUUUGCUGCACUGGGAACCAAACCUUCAACAUAGAAGCAUUCGGGUAUUACAGUAACAGCCCGCACUACUUCAUUUUUAAUACUAGAAGUGCUAUUAAGUUAGAGUAUGAAGGAAUAUAUUUUUCUGAGUGGAAUGUGCCAGAAGAUUGUCAGAUUGAAAAUAAAAAAUCACCCGUGACAGAACUGCGUUGUACUUCUCCUGGUUCUUAUAUUAUACAACCAAUUGUUACAGGCCCAGUAAAAGAAAAACGCUAUUUGACAGUGGAUUCUUCUAAUGUUUGUUUUCUGUGGUAUUAUACAGUUACUAAUUUAUUUAAUAAUUUAACCCAGAAGGUCGUAAUAUGGGUAUAUGAUCCAGAAAAUUCAGAUCCUGAGGAAGUACAACUCAUUGCACGUGAACCCUCACUGAAUUCUGUAAUACUAAGCAGGCAGUUGGCCACUUUGGGACAGAGGCCCACCAUAUAUACAGUUUUGAAGAGAAAGGCUUAUUUUUCUCAUGAAAACCCGAAGAUAAAGGGGCUGUGGUAUAUUAAUUUGCCAAUGGCUGCAGAUGAUAUAAUAAAGGAGAUUAAAGGAAACGAAGUGACUUUUCAAGACUGCUUUAUUGCAGAUCUUCCUUUUCUGCUGACUGUUCCUUUAAUGACCAUACCUGAGGAUCCUGGCUUUUUACCAAUCUCUUCGCCAGCUGGGAGUCAGUUAAAGUAUUCCUGGCUUGCUUGUGUUCCUUCAUUUAUUGUGGUGGUAGCUGACAUGGAGACCUUUCAAACCAACGAUUCAUUCCACACUUGGAACACAGUCAGAAUACCUCCAGAGGUUCUGAGUAAUAAGGAAAGGCACAGCGUGGAGCAAGUGAACCUUUCACAUGAUGGGGUAUUUUUUCUGAUAAAUGGUGUUCUUUACCUGAAAAGUCUUAAAACAUUUACAAAACUAGGAAGAAAUGAAGAACUUCCUGAAGGUGAAAUUAUUGGCAUUACAUCAAGAAGAUGGUGUUGGAUCAAGUUUAUAUUUAAGACUAAAGGGGAAAAAAGCGAUCUAGCGAUCUGGACAAAAAAUGAAAUUUACCUUGGAUAUUCUCCAGAUAGAUAUAUGAAACUGACAACUACUACAGACCUGAAAGCUCUUUUAAAUCUCCCACCAACCUGUACUCUGACAAUACACAAUCUUGAAUAUACAGGGCACCCUCUGGAAAUUGCCGUGUUUGUAAAUUACUGCAGCACAACAUGCACUGCCAAUAAGAAGAUUUACUUAGUGACGUAUAAUGAAGAUUCAAAAGAGUGGGUGUACCAAGACUUUAUGUUAGAUGUUCCCAUUGACACUUUUUUAAUUCCACGGUUUCUAUUUUCAGCAAUGCCAAAUUUAAUACUAUGGGAUAAAUAUAGUAUAUACUAUUAUUAUCAAAAUUUCACCAGUGCCGGAAUGAUAGAAACAAAUGCAGGGGUUAAAAACCUAUCAACAUUAUCAGAUGACAGCAUUAUUCAUGAUAUUUUUUUAGAUUAUUAUGGAAACAUUGUGGUAAAAAUGGAAAACAAUAUAAUGUUUUAUUUCAAGRUUAAUAUUAGAAAAGCAGUAAAGCUACAUUCAUGGACACCUAAAGCAACAAAAUCAUUAUUGUUGAUUGGUAAAUCUACUCAAGUAUGUCUUGCAUAUGUUCUUGAUGAUGGCACAGUACAAUUAAAAGAAUAUCCCUUAGAUCUGGAAGUAAAAAGUGUAACUCACCUUGAAAAAGAUAACUGCCCAUACAGGGCAUUUCAUAAUAAUAUUUCCCAUAUGUUUUACUUUCUGGACAAGGGAAGUGUCCUGUCCAUUUGGGCUCAAAUAGUUUAUCCAGAAAACUUUGGUCUACAUAUUAUAAUGGAACAAUAUGGCCCAAAAAUAUUAGAAUGGAAACAAAGCAUUAAUUAUGAAAUUGCCUUAGGACACUGCUCUAAAAGUCUGGCAAUAGCCUUUUCUCAGAGUGUAAAUUAUGAGGCAGUAGAUGAUUACCACAAGCUCCAAGAGGAGAACAUGGGUAUUGUGCUUAUUCAACUUCGACCUAGUGAAUAUGCAAAAACGUGCCCAAUAGCCCAAAAGGUGUUCCAAAUAGCUGUUGGCUGCGAUAAUAAUAAAUUCAUUGCAGUGAAAGGAUUUCUGAACAAAGAAUGUAUUCACCAUGAUUUUUCUUAUGUGAUUGACAAGUCAUAUCUGAGAGAUAAACCACCUAAAAACUUGAAAAUAAGCUAUAACUGGUCACAAUAUGGUUGCCCAUUGAGACUUGAUUCCAGAGAAGAGUUUCAACCUUUCAUUCAAUUAUUUGAUGAUAAUGGCUUUAUUGAAGAUAUCCAAGUAAAUUUCAUAUUGUGGGAAAUCCAUGGCAGGCAUGACUAUAGUUUUACUAAAACUAUGAAGCAGAGUGGUUGUUUAAAUGAAGCACAGACGUGGAAGACAAUGACAGAGCUUAACAAGGACGUCCCAUUAGAAGAUGUGUGGGGACCAGAGAACUAUAGGACCUGUUUUUCUUAUGCUGUUGGAAAACCAGGAGACUUAAGUCAACCAUAUGAGAUUAUCAACAGUUCUAAUAAUAAUCACAUAUAUUGGCCCAAUGGCCAUUCUGGAAUGUAUAUAUUUCGUGUGAAGAUCCUGGACCCAAACUACAGUUUCUGUAAUCUAAUGGCUAUAUUUGCAAUAGAGACCUAUGGCAUCAUUCCCAGCCCAAGCUUCUAUCUGGUUGCAUCUAUACUCUUUGUCCUGAUGCUACUGUUUUUCACGAUUCUAGUUCUGAGCUACUUCCAGUAUAUGAGGGUUUAUAGAUACUAUAUUUAUAAACCACUUAACAAACCACCAGGAAAACAAAAGAAAAAUUAG